Molecule: messenger RNA, 1538 nt
Organism: Geodia barretti
Lineage: Eukaryota; Metazoa; Porifera; Demospongiae; Tetractinellida; Geodiidae
Source: the annotation of a GenBank genome assembly
CUGCCCGAGGUGGGAUUCGAACCCGCAGUACUCUGCAGUCUAGGCGAGUGCUCUACCAACUGAGCGCCAGGGCAACUCAGCUGGUAGGGGUUCGAAUCUUCAACAUGAUACAACACAAGGCAAACCUCAAACCACUGUGCUAUGGCACAUGUAUACAUAGUGUGUUAUAUUUCAUGUCCCACAGUAAAGAAAAGGAGGAGAUGAAUUUGAAGUGUAACUCACUUAUCCAAGUAAGUCACUCCCACUUACAUUGUAACCACACCAUAAUGCUACAGGUUUUAGCACUUUUGCUAGGCUACACGAACAGCACUAGGUGUACACAUUCCAUGCUGUGGAGUCGUUUUUAGGAGAAGGAGGGUGUGGUGAGGGAGAGAGACGAGCUGAAUUCGCUGGCAGAGGAACUCGGGAGAGAGCUCCAUCAGAGCAAGGCACAGGUCGGAGAGUUGAGGACUGAAACUGAAUAUCUCAACACUCAACUAGAGGAGGCGAGACUAUCUCAGGAGCAGCUGGCAGACCAGGUGGCCAAGGCCAGUGAAGACCGACAGACCCUAGAGAAGAAACUAGAAUCGGCCGAAAAGUUGGCAGAGAAGAGGAAGACCCUGGUUGACGAGAUGUCAAUUAGAGGCCAAGAGACAGCCGAGGAGCAGAAGAAAAAGAUGGAGGUGGUUCAAGAGAAAUUGAGGAAAGAGGUGGAGUCUCUGGAAAGACUACUGGAUGAAGAAAGGUCGGAGGUUCGCAGACUGAGCACAGCCAACGACGAGAUCCCAGAGCUGCAGAAGAGAUUGAGGAGUUUGGAGGAGGAGAAGGAGUCACAUACCACCACUGUCACCAACUUGGAGGCAACUAUAAAGGAGCAGAGAGAGAGUCGCGAAACUGAAUUGCAGAGACUUACAGAAGAACAUGAGACAGAUAAAGAGUCUCUCAGUAGCCUGUUGAGUGAGGUGAGGAGGGAGGUGGAGGAGGAGAGAGUGAGGGCCAGAGAACUGGAGAUGGCUGCCCAGGACAAGGAAGAAAUGGUCCGCAUCGUGGAGAAGAAAUCAAAUGCACUGCUGAAGGACUUGAAGCGUCAGUUGGUACACAUGCAGAAGAGAGAGGAGAAGAGGCAGGAGCAACUGCCCGAGUUAACCACAGGAGGGGAAGGAUAUGGAGCAGGCCAUGAGCAGAGUGCAGACAACGUCUCCAAACACAGCAGAGAGAGCAGCUUGUCUUCUAUCAGAGGUCACCUGCCCGCAGAGGGGAGUAUCUCCAGUCCUUCCUCCAGCUAUGGACCUGCUGGGGGCUCCUCCUCUUUCCCUCUCAAUGUGGGAGGAGUUAGUGAGGAAAUGAGAGACCUUCUGGCUAGAGUCACUGAACUACAGAGGGAGAAGUGGGUGCUGGAGGAGAGAGUAAAUCACCUGGAAACGACAGGGUCAGCCCUGGCAGAUGACGUCGUCAACAAGUCAGAGAUCAUCAAGUCUUACUACAUGCACAACAAGGCUGACCACACACCACCUCGGCGGACGGGGAGAGAAGAACUUCUCCGUCCGCUUAUUUUCUUG